Molecule: messenger RNA, 2861 nt
Organism: Aplysia californica (California sea hare)
Lineage: Eukaryota; Metazoa; Mollusca; Gastropoda; Aplysiida; Aplysiidae
Biological process (GO): glycosaminoglycan metabolic process; carbohydrate metabolic process; ganglioside catabolic process
Cellular component (GO): membrane
Molecular function (GO): beta-N-acetylhexosaminidase activity; polysaccharide binding
Source: RefSeq, a predicted model, not a curated record
CAUUUACGGAGGGCCAGCUGAACACACAGGAGAAUGCGGACGAGAUGGCCCAUAGCUUGGCCGUAUCCUGGGACGUCAUCACAAACACUCAGGAGGUCAUGACGUACCAAGUGGAGGUAACGCUGAAAAACUGGGGCAAGACGCUCACUCUGAGUAGCGGCCCCUGGCAGAUUUUCUUCGACAGCAUCUUCAUGAUCGAGCCAGACCUUCUCGGGAUUCGCGGGAACAAAGGGGCGGAGCUUCCAGGUCAAGAUGUCAGGGUUACUCAUGUGCAGGGAAGUCUUUUCUACUUUGAGCCAACGCAGAACUUCGCCGCCCUUCCUCCAGGUGGGAUGAGGAAGAUCAAAUUCAAGGUCCGCUACUGGUCAGUGGCACGUACCGACUCCAUGCCCAACUGGUACCUAGUGGUCACUUCACCCCAACUACAGCCUGUUCUCAUCACGAGCACGAGUGGUGAGCGUCUGGAGUUCGUAUCCGGGAGGACGAGUCCACAGCAGUGGAAGCGUUUCAACUACGACCGAUACAACCCCUGGUCCACACAGGAGAGAUACGACCGUUUCUUCAUUCCUUCGUAUGUGGGAAAUUCAGAUCUCCGUGUAAUUCCAAAACCUCUCAAGCUGACAGUACCUUCGGGCUCGAACCCAAGUUCUGUGGGGUUUGACGCAAACUGGAAUAUUCAUUAUGCAGAUCCACAGCUGAAACCAGAAGCAGAUUAUUUGGGAGAUACGAAGAAAGCUUUCAUGUACUCUGCUGCACGUUUCUAUGACAACAUCGCCGAGAGAAGGUCUGGCCAGCCGGUCACGGAAGGGGAAAAAUGCGGUCAAGACAUACAAAAAAAUUGUCCCCAACUAAAAGAUCCUGAAAACAUCCUAGGUAUGGAAGCAACAGCGUUCAGUGAGACGACUAGAACACAGGAACAGCUGCACGACAGGCUCUUCCCGAGGCUGCUAGCUGUGGCGGAAAGGGCUUGGCACAAAGCAUCCUGGGAAUCCAUGCCACCCAGCACAGCCAGAGACACAGCUCGUGACGUGGACUGGGCAGAUUUUGCCCGAUCUUUAGGCGAAAGAGAGUUGCCCCGCUUGAGCGAGAUUGGUGUACAGUACAGGCUGCCUCCCCCUGGGGCAAACUGAUUCGUUGCAUAUCACAACUCAACCGACAAUCGACUACCUGGGCAAGAAUCUCCAAGUACACUAUGUUGUAAAGGACAACUUCGAGAAAUACGACGACAACUUUUUCGAGGCUGUCGUGACGCUGAAAAAUUCCGGCAAAGAAAAUAUAACGGCUGGCAACUGGAGAAUUUACUUCACGUACAUUCAGGUCAUAGAACCAGACUUUAUCAAGAGUGGCCACGAGUACGUUGACCCCGACACCCACAUGAGCAUCGCACACGAGAAGGGAUACAUGUUUAGCCUCGGCCCUGCUCCUGGCUUUCCUGGUCUCCUGGAAGGAGAGGAGCUGGAGAUUGUGCUCAAAGCUGAUGCUUGGUCAGUUUCCAAGUAUGAGCAGAUGCCUAAUUGGUAUGUGGCUGCUCCAGGAAUGGAACCCACAACCAUACAGACCACAGCUGGGGAGAGCUUAAGUUUUGUUGGACCAUUUACUGAGCCACGUCAGUACAAGAGGACAAAGGAUGAUCUCUUCUCUCCUUGGAGUCCAGCCACCAGAUACGACCGGAACCAAAACUGGAAUGUUGACCCCCUUCCCUCCGUGCCCCUGAUUCCACUUCCUGUGAUUUACCGAGUCAGGGGCAAUAACCCAGUGCGCCUGAUGGGCGUCAACGUCUCAGUGGUCUACACAGAACCAGAGUUGCAAUCUGUGGCUGAGUAUUUCGUCAAAACAAUGGAGCAGCUCUUCCCCGACAUACAGCUUACAGUGACACAGGAGACACAAGAAGAGAACUUUGUACUUCUGAAGACUAGCAGUAAUCUUACACAGAUCUCUGACAGCCCUGAGGCAUACAAGAUUCACGUGGACGGGAGUCAGCAGAGUGUGAUGGUCACGGGAGCCUCUGGUCCUGGGGUCUUCUAUGGGGUUGGCGGGAAACGGUGCCAUGACCCGAAAGAGACGGAGUGCAUUAUGUCCACGCUUGGAUCGGGACCAGAUGACUCCACAAGUGGUUCAGGUUUUUACACAAGAGACGAGUAUCGAGAGAUUCUAAGGUUCGCGGCUGAGCGCAACAUCGAGGUCAUCCCGGAAGUGGACACGCCUGGACAUGCGCACAGCGCCAUAAGAGCCAUGAUGGCUCGUCACCAAAAGCUUAUGGAUCUGGGUCGACCCAGCGAAGCCAGCCAGUACGAUCUUGUUGAAGCUGGAGAUCUCUCCCGUUACUUCUCAGUACAGUUCUACACAGACAACGCCGUCAAUCCCUGUAUGGAGAGUACUUAUGCACAGCGAGAGAACAAGAUCGUAGCCAACGUGGAGUUCCCCGGCCUGGGAGUCCAGUACCAGAUCAAGGGAACAGGAUCUCUACAAUGGCGUGACCUUGACCCCGACAAGACCUUCACCGCCGGGCAAAAGGUUGCUCUUAGGACCAAGAACUUGUUGGGAACUCGCUUCAGUGAGGAGGUCGUUCUAAACAUCCGAAAAUACGUGGUUGUCAAUGAUGGCAACCAGGCAGCUCUUGUGAAAAUGUCACCUGUCGUCUGGGUUGUACUAUUGUUAAGUGUGUGUAUGCACAUUGUGCGUGUUCACGUGUAAGUUCAUCUGGCAUCUAGAUCUAGGCGUGUGACAAGUUGCAGACGGCACUGCUUAAUGUCAGGUUUGGUACACAUAUAUCAUUCAUAGUCCAUGGGUUUAUCGUAUGCUUCACCAUAGUAAUGUGUAAUCAUCAAAAUGGGAGGAUAAGAAUGGCGCAAUCUUUUUAC